GGCCCCGCCCUCGGCCUGCCCCGCGGGCGGGAGUGGGGCCGUUGCGCCGGGUCGCGUCUCAGGUUUCCCGCUAAGAGGAGGGCGGAGCGACAGGCCCAGCAGCCAGUCGGUUCCCGCGCGUCCCAGGACUCGGAGGCUUCGCACUCUCAUGACCCUCCGGCAUGGCUGUCAAGAAGAUCGCGAUCUUUGGCGCCACCGGCAAUACCGGGCUCACCACCCUGUCGCAGGCGGUGCAAGCAGGUUAUGAAGUGACUGUGCUGGUGCGGGACGCCUCUAGGCUGCCCUCAGAUGGGCCCCAGCCAGCCCACGUGAUAGUGGGGGACGUUCUGCAGGCGGCCGAUGUGGACAAGACCGUGGCUGGGCAGGAUGCCAUCAUCAUGCUGCUGGGCACCCGCAAUGACCUUAGUCCCACCACAGUGAUGUCCGAGGGCGCCCGGAACAUUGUGGCGGCCAUGAAGGCUCACGGCGUGGACAAGGUCGUGGCCUGUACCUCGGCCUUCCUGCUUUGGGACCCGGCCAAGGUGCCCCCACGGCUGCGGGACGUGACCGAUGACCACAUUCGGAUGCACAAGGUGCUGCAGGAGGCGGGUCUGAAGUACGUCGCUGUGAUGCCGCCGCACAUAGGGGACCAGCCUCUGACUGGGGCCUACACGGUGACCCUGGAUGGACGAGGGCCCUCGAGGGUCAUCUCCAAACACGACCUGGGCCACUUCAUGCUGCGCUGCCUCACCACCGAUGAGUACGAUGGGCAUAGAACCUACCCCUCUCACCAGUACAGCUAGGACUCGGGUCCUAUGCAGGAGGAUGGCGUUUGGGAAAUGGGAAACAAAAGGGAGGCAGCCCCGGAAUCAAGGAGCAAUAAACUUUGUGCCAAGCGCUUCAAAUUA
Choloepus didactylus (southern two-toed sloth) is the source of this 887-nucleotide messenger RNA. RefSeq names its product biliverdin reductase B (gene BLVRB). The record is from RefSeq and is a predicted model, not a curated record. Bases 162 to 782 code for a protein of 206 amino acids. The transcript is spliced from 5 exons. Lineage: Eukaryota; Metazoa; Chordata; Mammalia; Pilosa; Megalonychidae.